This is a messenger RNA of Pelagomonas calceolata, 635 nucleotides long. The record is from the annotation of a GenBank genome assembly. Lineage: Eukaryota; Pelagophyceae; Pelagomonadales; Pelagomonadaceae.
ACUUUUUUUUGGGGGCAGCCCACCGUACGCUAUCGCAUUGCUGCACGCUGCCCAGCGAUACGUGUUGCAACGAAGCCAUGCGGCGGAUACUCCUCCUCGCAGCCCUCGCGGCGGCCGACGACCACAUCCACGCCAGCCACGCGGACAUCGAAUUGGCACGGGACUUUCGCGUCGAUAAACACCACAAGAUCAUCGUUUCCAACAUUGGGGACGAGGAUUUGGCCUUCUACUACUUGGGCAACGAGGGCAACCAGGGCAUGGAGCAUCCAGAACCGACGUGGGACAUGUCCGAGACGCUCUGUGCGGUACUCGGGCCGGACGAGGAAGCGGGCCGGUUCGUGCGGUUCCGCGAUUCGUUCGUGGUCCGGAGCGCGGACAUGAAGUGGCGCGUGCGGUUUCACAUCAUUCCGAGUCGGUUCAUCGAGCAGCCCUAUGGGAUCACGUUUUCGAACCCGAUGCUCGAAAGUAAUUCAGUCAUUGAAUUGAAGCACCACGACGACGCGCCGGUCGUGCCCUUCGGCCCGGGCGGUCAAUCGAGCCGGGCGAUCCCGCACGGCCAUCGCUUGGAGCUGCGGGAUGAUAGUGGAAGGCCUCGCGUGGCCGUCGAAGUUCAUUUACCUGAUGAAGAUGAGUAA